CCGUCUCCUCCCCAAAACACCCCCGCUCUUUUUCUUCCCUCUCUGCCCCCAACGCUCCUCGCUAUUAUACUUUUUCUCUUCCCUUUCUAUCCAACAAACUAUUCUCCCUCUCUUCUUUACCAAGAAAACUAUUCUCUCUACUUCCUCCGUUUUUGGUCCUCUCCCUAUGGAGGACUCCGGCAACAAGAGAAGCCGGGAGGAGUCGGAGGAAUCUCCGGAGGCGAAACGGCUCCACGCCGAACUACUCUUCGACAUCCUCGACGACGACUCCGACGCCGGCGACCGGGAUCCAGCUACCCAAGACCUGGCCUCCGUGAUGAAGAUCUUCGAGGAGGAGAUCGCCCAACCGCCGCCUCCGCCGGCGCCUGCGGCGCCGGACGCGGUGGAUCCGGUCUUUCCGCCGGCCGAUUUUGAAAAUCUCGGCCAACCGGAUCUCGGUUACCUUCUCGAGGCCUCCGAUGACGAGCUUGGCCUCCCGCCGACGGUCCCGUCGUCGUCAGAUGAGGACGGGGACGCCAGGAAGGCGCAGCCCGCCGGUGGCGAGAUGGGGGCGGAGCCGGAGGCCCAUGGGUUUGGGCAGAUCUGGGCGUUCGACGAGGAGAUCACGGGGUGUUACGACGGGCUGGAGUUUGGGGUCCGGCAGCAGGAUGAGAGGGAGGCGUCGGCGGCGGCCGAGGAGGCUGUGGUUUUCGACGGCGGGCUGUUCGAUUUUCCGGACGUGCUCUGCGGGCCGUCCGAUUUGGCUGAUCUCUCGUGGCGGCCGGAAUCUUUGCCGGCCGUCUAACGGAACUUUCCGGUGGAUACCUUUUUAGCUUAACCUUAUUUUGUUUUCUCUUUUCGGACGGGAGUUUGUAUAUUUUAGAAAAAGUGGAACAGAAGGCCGUAGAUGAAAAAAAAGAAAAAAAAAAGUUCUGACGUCAAGAUGGGCUUCCCCUUCUAUUCUCAGUGAACCUGAGUUUUAGUAUGCUUCAUUGAUCGUUUGAUGGAGAUAAGCCAUUACACCUUUUUCCUUUCUC
Molecule: messenger RNA, 1016 nt
Organism: Elaeis guineensis (African oil palm)
Lineage: Eukaryota; Viridiplantae; Streptophyta; Magnoliopsida; Arecales; Arecaceae
Source: RefSeq, a predicted model, not a curated record